GAUAUUUUGGCUCUAGCGAUCCAACUCUCCAUCUCCACACUUUCAUCUCUCUUGCCGCUUCACCUACCACCAGCAGAGAACCAAUGGAGUUCACGACCGAGCAACUGAGCCAAUACAACGGUACAGAUCCAUCGAAGCCCCUCUAUGUCGCGGUCAAGGGCCGUGUUUUCGAUGUCACUACAGGCAAGUCCUUCUAUGGUCCAGGCGGGCCCUACGCAAUGUUCGCUGGCAAGGACGCGAGCAGAGCACUCGCCAAAAUGAGCAAGAACGAGGAGGAUGUCUCUCCAUCUCUCGAUGGGCUUACGGAGAAGGAGAUCGGUGUCCUUAACGACUGGGAGAAGAAGUUCGAAGCCAAGUAUCCUGUUGUUGGCCGUACCGCUCUUUGAAGUACUUUUUACGCAACUUAAAGUAUUAUCGUCUGUUAAUAAUGGUGUUUUAAUGUUCUCUAGCUUCUGGGUAUUUGUAAAUGUGCUGAAAUGUCGUGACUUUGAUCUACAUUUUGAAAAUGUUGUGGUUUGUGUUGGUCUGUGUUUAAAUGAUUAAACUCGCCUCCACGGUCCACCCAAUAAGCCUGCCUUAUUGGGUGAAAUGGCAAUUCGACUCUGAAUUUUGGGAAUGUUUGACUUGAUCAAAUUGCUGGAUAAAUAAAUGUGGGUUGUGUUAUCUUAGA
Tripterygium wilfordii is the source of this 670-nucleotide messenger RNA. Its product is annotated as probable steroid-binding protein 3. The record is from RefSeq and is a predicted model, not a curated record. Bases 84 to 386 code for a protein of 100 amino acids. The transcript has a single exon. Gene Ontology annotation, cellular component: endomembrane system; membrane. NCBI's taxonomy places the organism in Eukaryota, Viridiplantae, Streptophyta, Magnoliopsida, Celastrales, Celastraceae.